CAGAGGGACAAUUCAGCCGAACGUCGGAUGGACAACUUUCAUAUCUGAAGUUUAAAACACACAAGAGAAGAGAGGAAUUAACCAACAGGAGGACCGUGAUCCUCAGCACCAAGAGAAGGGGCGAGAAGGACCACUAAUUGCUCCAUGAAGAAUCGGGGGCCAUGGCUGUGAUGGAGCUCCGUCUCCUGGCUCUGGCUGUGUGGGUUUGCGUGGGAGUGGAGCUCCAAGUUCAGGGCGACCAGAUGAAGCCAGCACGGGCACCUCUGAUCCCCAACCGGCCUUUCGUCGUCGUGUGGAACGCUCCCACUGAGUCCUGCCGCCUUCGAUUCAAAGUGGACUUGGACCUUAGCGUUUUCGACAUCGUAGCAAACUUGAAUGAAACCCUAAGUGGACCAAACGUCACCAUAUUCUACCACAGCCAUUUGGGAUACUAUCCAUACUUCUCCAACUCUGGGGAUCCUAUCAACGGUGGACUACCGCAGAACCAGAGCAUCUCAAAACACCUGAGCAAGGCCCGCUCGGACAUUGACAAGCUAAUCCCCCACAAGGACUUCAGAGGCCUGGGUGUGAUCGACUGGGAAAACUGGAGGCCUCAGUGGGUCAGAAACUGGGGCUCUAAGGACAUCUACCGCAACAAAUCCAAGGAACAGAUUCGGAAACUUCACCCGAACUGGCCGGAGAGCAAGGUGGAGAACGAAGCCAAAGAGAGUUUUGAGAGGGCUGGGCUUGCAUUCAUGAAUCUGACCUUGGCGUUGGCUGAAGGUCGCAGGCCAGACGGGCUGUGGGGUUUUUACCUGUUCCCGGACUGUUACAACUAUGGAUACAAGCAGCACCCACAAAGGUACACCGGUGAGUGCCCCAACAUUGAGCACGUCCGUAACGACCAUCUGAUGUGGCUUUGGAAGGAGAGCACGGCCCUCUACCCGUCAAUCUACCUGGACUACGAGCUCAAGUCCUCCCCCAACACUGUCAGGUUCGUCCACUACAGAGUCAAGGAGGCUAUGAGGAUUGCGUCCAUCGCUCGUACAGACUUCACGUUGCCUGUGUUUGUCUACUCCAGACCGUUCUACGCUUACACCUUUGUGGUUCUCUCAGAGAGUGACCUGAUUCACACGAUUGGGGAGAGCGCUGCACUGGGAGCAUCAGGUGUUGUUCUGUGGGGAUCAUCAGAGUAUGCACGGACACAGAGAAAUUGCCUGACAGUGAAGAAGUACAUCGACGGUCCUCUGGGACAUUACGUCAUCAACGUCACCUCUGCCGCCAAGCUGUGCAGCAAGGCACUCUGCAAAAAGAAUGGCAGGUGUGUACGCAAAAGCCUCGACUCGGGCGCUUACCUGCACCUGAACCCGCGCUUCUUCCACAUCCACCAUAACCCGGCACCCAGGGGCCCCCGCUUCCAAGUCAGAGGUCACCUCAACAACCACGACAUCCUGGACAUGAAGCACAAGUUCACCUGUCAGUGCUACCAGGGCUGGACCGGGGUUUACUGCGAGAUGCCUCAGACUCCAUCACGUCUUCCUCCUCCACCUCAGCCCGCCAUCCCUCUGCCUCACCCACGGGAGCACAGCCUGCUGGGAGAUAUCCUGCUCCUCCUGUCCCUCCAUUUCUCCUGUCUGUGUGUCAUCAUGUUCCUGGGACUCUGUCUGAUUAUAAAGUGUCUGAUUCUGUAGACACCAAGACUUCAUUUUGGGACUGAAGAGUUGUUGUUGAGAUAACAAUAAAGAUCUUUAGAAGGAGAAGCUACAAUUAAAUGUGUGACAUUGUGCUCUGCAGUUCCUCAAACGUCCACUAGGUGCUGCUCCAAGAAAACUGCUGUGAAAUGUGUCGGGAAACACUCAAACUUUAGAAUUCAAACAUCAACAAAUACAGUCAUGUUUUUGUGUAUAGGUCACCUUAUGUUUGUCUCUAGGAAUUUCAAUAAAAGAUCACAUUUGCACCAUUUUGCUUUUUUAAAAUUGCUCUACCAGGGAAUAAGUCCUGUAAGGCCCAUGUCCACCUAACGUUUUUUUUUCUGAGCGCAUGCAUCUUUUUAAAAUCGUUAUCAAAGAGUAGAGAGCAUUUGGAUCAGCAGGCGGCGCCCCAAAGAAAAAACGCAGCUCCCAGCGUCCUUUUUGUGCGGUUAAAGUUGAAAAUCUUUCCUAUUGAGUGUGUUAUGUGGACUUGAGUGUCCCGGUUCUGAGCCUUAUCCUGGUUUUCAUCAUCAGGGUAAUGGUGUUUAUAUACACACAGAGAAACCUGGUUAUUCAUAUCCCUGUAUGCAUGACAAAUACAAGUAUGCCCCUUUCUGAUUUCUGCACCUUCUUGGUGCAGGCGCCAGUGAUGUUUAUUUUUUUACAACAAUGUGGCAUUUGGAUGCUUCUCCCAUUUAAAUUUACAAUUAUAUUUAUUUCAUUUAUUACCUAGAGAAUCCAAUCUGGAGUUUAUUUUGUUGGGCAAAAGCACAAAAUAAAUAUUAUUCUCCUUUAAAACAAUAAGUAAAUCAAGUGAGACAGUUCUGUCAUAUUACAGUCACACUCAUUUGUCUCGUGUUGGAUAAUGACUGUAAUGAGGCUGACUUCACAGACGGCUCUUCAUCAGCCUGCUGACAGUUGGGUUGUGAUGGAGAAAGUCAGCCAGAUGAGUCACGGCGAGCUGCUGUAGGCGGUUUAACAAUAGUCCCAGGAGAAAGGGAGGAACAAACACAGCUCAGGGGGGACGUGAGGAGGGAGGAGACGUUUCUGUAGCUUCAUGAUCCAUGUCUGUUGAGUAUGUGAGGAUUACAGAAAGUGCUAAAGUCAGCCAAAUUAAAGUCUUAACUUCACUUUAACAGAAGCUUUAGAGUUGUAGAACUAAUCUGCAGCUGCUGCAGGAUCAGAGAGCUCCUCCAUAUCAAUGUUUACACUUUAAAUUUAAAGGUCACAUAUUCUCCUCCUCUUCAACCAGUUUAAAUAAGUCUCAGAUCUCCCUAAAACAUGUGUGUAAAGUUUCUUGUUCUAAAUCCACUCUGAUCCUGUAUUUGUUCAUGCCUAUAAACCCCUCUAUUUCAGCACUGCUCAGAACAGGCUGUUUCUGUGUCUGUACCUUUAAAUGUAAAUGAGCUGUGUCUGACCACGCCCCCUCUCUGGAAGGGCUUGGGUGUCUUGGGCUUUCUCGCUCCAUGUCCUAUUGUUUACGGUGAGAAGGCAGACUCAGAGGGCAGAACAAACACCUAGCUGUGGGAGUGUCACCCACAUGGGGGAGGGGUUACUGCCCUUUGUGAUGUCAUGAAGGGAAAAUCUCCAAACAGCCUGUUUGAGCACACAUUUUCUGAAAAGUGGAGCAGGCAAAAGAUGGAGAGGGUGGACUUUUCUCAUCAUUGGGGGGUUUGUAGACAGACUGGA
This is a messenger RNA of Labrus mixtus (cuckoo wrasse), 3359 nucleotides long. It is a transcript of the gene hyal6, whose product is annotated as hyaluronoglucosaminidase 6. Gene Ontology annotation, molecular function: hyalurononglucosaminidase activity. The transcript is spliced from 4 exons. Gene Ontology annotation, biological process: carbohydrate metabolic process; hyaluronan catabolic process. The record is from RefSeq and is a predicted model, not a curated record. Lineage: Eukaryota; Metazoa; Chordata; Actinopteri; Labriformes; Labridae. Bases 162 to 1670 code for a protein of 502 amino acids.